AUGGAAGAACAAGAAGAAGCGAUGGCUUAUGGUGUUGUGAUAAUCUUCGACACCUUGAGAGAGCUCUCUGACGCUGCUGUGUUGUGGACCUUGGAUCGAGUUGUCCAGCCAGGAACUCUCGUCACUCUUCUUGGCAUACUCCACGAAGUUCUCACACCAAGUGAAACUGGAAGUGAAGAUUGUUGCCGGCAGUCCCUUGAAUGUCGUAGCAGUGAGCGAAACAAGGAAGCUUCAAGCCUCGUGGGUGAUAUUGGACAAGUGUUCACUCCAGUCUUAUCCCAGCAGGAUUUCGAUAAGCGAUGCUCAGGGUGUUACUGUAAGACAAGAAAUGCACAAGAAAUUAGAGAGUUUAAACUUGCAGAGAUCGAGGAAGCAACUCACAGCUUCUCGCAAGCCAACUUUUUGUCUGAAGGAGGAUUUGGCAAUGUGUUUAAAGGCAUUCUACUGGAACAAGGACUCGAAGUCGCUGUGAAAAGGCACAAGCUUAAAAGCACACAAGGAGAUAAGGAGUUUUUUGCAGAAAUAAAAGUUCUCUCACACACAAACCAUGAAAACGUUGUCAGCUUGGUCGGAUACUGCACUGAAAAUGGUCAGAGAAUCCUAGUUUAUGAAUACGUCGGAGACUUUGGACUUGCAAAAUGGGAAAAUGACUCGGCGGCACCGGAGACGACUCUAGUAGCAGCUACUGGGUAUGUGGCUCCAGAGUAUGGAGCAACUGGCGUGGCAACAGAAAAAGCCGAUGUUUAUUCCUUCGGCAUAGUUCUGUUGGAGAUUAUCACUGGCCGCAGAGCGAUUGAUUUGUCUUGCGAGCAGACGAGCCUGGUAGAAUGGGUGAGUAUUCGCUACUGCAUGCUAGAGCUUUUACCUGAUCUUUUUCACCAGGCUCGUCCAAAGCUUGAAGUUAGAGACGCGAAGUCACUGCUGGACCCGAGGCUUGGGACUGACGUCGACGAAUACCAAAUACAGUGCAUGAUUCAUGCUGCCGCGUUUUGCCUGCAAGAAGACCCGUCGCGAAGGCUGAGGAUCAAUCAGGUCAGUAAAAACAUCAAAACUCGGUAG
Selaginella moellendorffii is the source of this 1059-nucleotide messenger RNA. RefSeq names its product inactive protein kinase SELMODRAFT_444075-like. The record is from RefSeq and is a predicted model, not a curated record. Bases 1 to 1059 code for a protein of 352 amino acids. Gene Ontology annotation, biological process: protein phosphorylation. The transcript has 5 exons. Gene Ontology annotation, molecular function: ATP binding; protein kinase activity. NCBI's taxonomy places the organism in Eukaryota, Viridiplantae, Streptophyta, Lycopodiopsida, Selaginellales, Selaginellaceae.